Messenger RNA from Spinacia oleracea (spinach), 956 nucleotides. RefSeq lists its product as uncharacterized. The coding region runs from base 66 to 689 and encodes 207 amino acids. The record is from RefSeq and is a predicted model, not a curated record. The transcript has 2 exons. NCBI's taxonomy places the organism in Eukaryota, Viridiplantae, Streptophyta, Magnoliopsida, Caryophyllales, Amaranthaceae.
UUCUGGCUUCUGGAAUUAUAAUUUCCUUGAUCAUAGUAUUUAUUCUACCAUCCAAUUCUAAGAAAAUGGGAAGAAAUUUCUCCAAUAUUAUCGUUGCUAUUUUAUUGUCUGUCUUCCUGUCCUUCUCAGGCCCUAUAAGCGCAAAAGGGGUCGACAAAACCUCAACCGCCGUUGAGCAAAGAACAUGUCGGAAUGUGCAACAAUCUUGCGGAGGUAUGUCAGCAUACCGAUGUUGUGACGGGCUAGACUGCAUUCUCCAAAGUGACUACCCAGGAGCAACCGGUACAUGUAUGCGACGAACAUGUAAGACCGCUAGGCAAUUCUGUGGAGGCAUCUCUGGUUAUCAAUGUUGUCAAGGAUUAAAAUGUGUACUCGACAGUGAUUAUCCAGAUUCCGGCGGAGUUUGUGAACCAAGAAAAUCAUGUCGCAACGCUUACCAACUUUGCGGAGGUAACAAUAGAUUGAAAUGUUGUCAAGGAUUAAGAUGUGUACUCGAUGGCGAUUAUCCGGACUCUGGUGGAGUUUGUAUGCCAGGAAGAAAAUGUCAAGAUCAAUAUGAAACUUGUGGAGGUAGCACUGGACUUCAAUGCUGUGAUAGAUAUAGAUGUCUCUAUGAUGCUGGUAGUUACCUUGACGAUGCUGGUGUUUGUGUGUUAUCUUACAAUAAGCAGAGUUCUUCAUCCAUAUGAUUACAUUACUCCACUUCUCGUGGAUCAUUUUCCAAUCUUUUCCAUUAAUCCACUUCUUUGCAAAACACAAGCUAGUCACCAUCUGGAAUUUCACAUGAUUUACGUUAAUCAAGUGUUUAUCUUUCUUGUAUUAAUCUUAGUUGUGCUAUGAGCCUAUGAGUGUGAAUGUGUCAAGUGUGAUGCUUAAAUUAUUGCCUGUUGGUUGUAAAAUUUUCAAUAAUAUACUUGUUUUCUUAAGUUUGAAAUAACAAACGUAUUCUUUCUGUU